GUGUGUGUGGGUUUUAACAGGAGCGCACGCGAGGCAGGACGGAGCGGUACGUCCUCUUCGGGGAGCAGAGAGUGAGAGAGAGAGAGAAGCGCAGCGGAACUUUCACGCCUUUACAUCGUUUUGGUUGUUUUUAACAGAGAGGAUGCUCAGAAGACGCUGCGGCGUUUCCCGAAGUCGCGAGCUUGCACAAACUGAGCUCUGAUACGGUUUUUAAUGAACCGGGCUCAUCCUGAGCGCGCGAUCACAUCAGGUCUUCUACGGGACUCUCGCGAUGUCCGCUACCUUUGGGUCCCUGCUGCUUCUUCUGGCGUUGGGUGUAUUGCCUGCGAGCGGGCAGACGGAGAUGAAGCGAGUAGUUGGUGAUAAUGCUACGCUGCCAUGUCACCACCAGCUUUGGCAUGCUGAUACCUCACUGCUGGACAUCGAGUGGCUGGUGGUGAAACCCAAUGCCAAGCAGAAAGCGGUGAUCACCUACUUUGCAGGACGGAUCUACGACCCAAGUGAGGGCGAGGCAGGGAGGUUGACCCUGGCUGGCGAUUAUCUGAAGGGCGAUGCCUCGCUGAUGAUUAGCGACCUUUCUCUCACGGACUCCGGGGAGUACAGCUGCAAGGUGAAGAACGGAGGGAAGUACUACUGGAAUACGGUCAACCUCAUUGUCCUGGUUAAGCCGUCCAAACCUCGCUGCUGGAUGGAGGGACGGCUGUUGGAGGGCAGUGAUGUAAAGAUGAGCUGUAAAUCCGCCGACGGAUCCGACCCCAUCCGGUACAAAUGGGAGAGAGUCCUGGACAAGGGCAGAUAUGUGGGGAAACUACCACCUCUCGCUCUCCUGGACCUGAAGAACCCGGAGUUCGUGACUCUGAGAAACCUGAGCCGAGAGAGUGCAGGCAUCUACAAGUGUACAGCCAGCAACGACGUGGGAGAGGAGAGCUGCACCGUGGAGGUCAAAAUUCACUAUGUUCGAGGUAUGGGAGUGAUGGCGGGCGCUGUGGUGGGUGUGUCCUUGGGUGUGCUGCUCCUCAUCCUCAUUGUGUGGCUGGUCUUCCGCAAGAAGGAGAAGAAGAAGUACGAAGAGGAAGAGACGCCCAACGAGAUCAGGGAGGACGCUGAGGCUCCCAAGGCCAAGCUGAUGAAACCCAACUCUCUCUCCUCCUCACGCUCAGGAAGCUCUCGCUCAGGCACCUCUUCCACCCAGUCUAUGGUUCCCAGUGGCGUCCCACGUGUCCACAAACCUCACCCGCCCCCUCCCACAGCGGGGCCCCUGAAAGACAGCGUUCAGCCUUCUACGUUGCCGGCCAUGCCCCCGGCGUACACACAGGUUGCCCCGAAGCUCCCGGAGCCUCACAGCAGCCCCAAACUGAGCCCGGCGAACCUGACACGGAUGGGCGCCAUGCCGGUGAUGAUCCCGGCACAGUCCAAAGCGUUCCAGACUGUCUAGAGAUACAUGAACAUCAACAUCAUCACACGCACACACCUGUAUACUGAUUUACUCCAAGGACACGCAUGAGCACGAUGCCAGCAACGAAAGUCAAACCACACACACACACACACACACAAACUGUGAGCCAAAUCAGACUCACUCCAUCAAGAGAAAUAAAGCAAGCAAAGACAAAUAAAAAGGGAAAUAAAGCCUGAAGUUGCUUGAAGCGUCUCUAAUCGCUGUGUCAAUAAAAUACCACACAUGGGAAAUAAGAAGCGAUUGCCCCCUUGAUGUGGACAAUAAAGGAAAACGGCAUUUUCUCUUAACACACACCAUUUGUUUUCCUCUUUGAUGGCAGCGGCGGGGAUUCUGCAUGGCCGGACAGAAUGGUUGAUUUAUUUCUAACAAGGAAGUAGCCGUAGUGAAAGGCAAGGAACACAACACAACGAGGAGUUUCUCUCCCUCGACUCGAACUGACGAGCAGCUGAGCCGCUCUGUUUGCACGCUGGAGGUGUUAGCAUGAAGCGGACAGCGUUUAGAGACAAGCGAGAGGAAAGGACUUGUUCCAAACACCUGCUCUCUUUUCCUUCCCAGUCACCAUAAUCCGAUUGGCUCCGAACCAGGAAGUGAAAUGUCAUUGAAUCAUCCACAUGGCUGAUUUGUAAAUCUUUUUUUUUUUAUUUCAUUACAAAACAUGUACAUGUACAGUCUUUUUUUUACAUAUGACAGUGGAAACAACGUCGUUAUUGAUAUUGGAGCAACACUCUCACGCUCUUAAAUUUGCCCAAAACCUUUGUAAAAUCACAAUAUUACAGUACAUUGAAUGAUAAGCCAGUUAUCAAUGAAUAUGCAAAUAAAUAUGGAAACACCCGAAAUCUAACAUUCCCCACCUCGUCCUCUAGUAGCCAAUCAGUAUUGUGAGAAGUUGCGGUUAAAAUGAGGGUGUAGUUAACAUCUAUGCUCUUUCUUACAAACUUCGUUUAUAUGAAAUCGAAGAAUUUGUAUGAAUUUUUUCAUGUCAAAAAAAAAAAAACGGUAUUGCAUGUCAUUCAUUUACAUAUUGGAACCUGAUUGGCUUUUAUAGUUGUUAUGCGUUGGCAUAUUGCAACCUGAUUGGCUGAUUCACUCACCUAUUGUUUUUUUUUUUUGUAACACAUUACACUGCAUUUUUAUUAUUAUUUUUAUUAAUGUUUUUUUUUCUUUUUACAAAUAUACUACGUUCUUGAAGCCUACAGUUAGAUUUUGAUGCUUUGCUUCUGAUCGCUUUCAUUUUUUCUCUCUCACACUUCUUUACAUCCUGAAUAAUAAAUGCAGCUUUCUACAUCGA
Messenger RNA from Hemibagrus wyckioides, 2744 nucleotides. It is a transcript of the gene clmpa, whose product is annotated as CXADR-like membrane protein. The record is from RefSeq and is a predicted model, not a curated record. Lineage: Eukaryota; Metazoa; Chordata; Actinopteri; Siluriformes; Bagridae. Bases 272 to 1435 code for a protein of 387 amino acids. Gene Ontology annotation, cellular component: cell surface; cytoplasmic microtubule; membrane. The transcript has 7 exons.